Daldinia childiae is the source of this 792-nucleotide messenger RNA. RefSeq lists its product as uncharacterized. Gene Ontology annotation, molecular function: oxidoreductase activity. The record is from RefSeq and is a predicted model, not a curated record. Lineage: Eukaryota; Fungi; Ascomycota; Sordariomycetes; Xylariales; Hypoxylaceae. The transcript is spliced from 3 exons. Bases 1 to 792 code for a protein of 263 amino acids.
AUGAAGAUUGAGGGCAGGACAUUUGUCAUCUCUGGCGGAGCAUCGGGCCUCGGGCAGGCGUGCGUAGAGGAGAUCUGUCGGAAUGGGGGUAAUGCUGCUGUCCUGGAUUUGAAUGAAGAAAACGGCAAUAUAGUAGUCAACAACCUUCCUAGCGGAACGGGGAAGUUCUUCGUCUGCGAUGUCCUCGACACUGAGAGUAUUGCAGCAGCCGUCAAGGGGAUUGUUGAAUGGGCACAGCAGACAGGAAAACCUUUGGGCGGUGUCAUACCUGCUGCUGGCGUCGGUAACCCAGCCACGAUAUUAGAUCGGGAGGGCAACGCCUUCAGUAUGGACAGUUUUGAUUUCGUUGUCAAUAUCAACUUGCGAGGCACGAUCGACCUGGUACGGCAGUGUCUCGUACACAUUGCCAAAACCGAGCCCGUAGGAGCCGAUAAGGAACGGGGUGUAGUCGUCAUGGUGGCUUCGGUUGCUGCAUUCGACGGGCAGAAAGGGCAAGUGUCAUAUGCAGCCAGUAAAGGUGCAGUCGCAGCCUUGACUCUACCAAUGGCGAGAGACCUAGCACGCUACGGCAUCCGUUGCGUAACUAUCGCUCCAGGAGUUUUCGAGUCGCGAAUGACGGCUGUGAUGCCCAAGAAGUUAUUCAAGGGCCUAGAAGCAGUCAUGGAAUUUCCAAGACGAGCAGGACAGCCUGAGGAGUUUGCUCAGUUGGCCCGGCACGUCAUCGAGAAUGCCAUGCUGAAUGGUACAGUGAUCAGGUUAGACGGGGGUUUAAGGAUGCCAAGCAAGAUCUAA